AUGACGUUCAUUAAAGCAAGUGGUACUGAUGAAGCUAAGGAACAUACUCAAUCAAAUUUGUUUUUGCUUGAGAUAAAAUUGGAAAAAUUCAAAUUAGCAUAUUGUGAUGAACUUGAAUUAAAUGAUUUAAUCGAACAACGUAUAUCAACUAUGAUGAAAAUUUUACUUCGAGAAAAACCUGAUAUUAUUCUUUUACAACAAAUUGAAACAUUUCCAUUAACAUUAUAUGAUUAA
Messenger RNA from Rotaria sordida, 234 nucleotides. The record is from the annotation of a GenBank genome assembly. Lineage: Eukaryota; Metazoa; Rotifera; Eurotatoria; Philodinida; Philodinidae.